AUGGCUGGGACACCAGCGGUGGACAUAUUUGCCGACCAUCGUUUCAGUUCCCUCCAGAACUUCGCGCAAGGACACAGUUUCUGGACGCAAGACCCGGCAUCGCACGUGCGGAUAUGGUGGCCCAGUGCGGAGCAUUACUUUCAAGCAGGGAAGUUUGCGGAGCCCGAAUUGCAGGAGCAGGUUCGUAGAGCCCUGGAGCCAGGAGUGGCCAAGCAUCUGGGUCGCACCUUGAGCCCUCUGCGGCCUGACUGGGAUGAGAUUAAGGCCGUGCGCUUGCGCCGGGCCUUGCUGGAGAAGUUUUGGGCGCAUUCCGAGCUCCGCAACUUGCUCCUGAGCAUACCAAAGGGAACGCGCAUAGUCUACGGCAACCCGGCCGACCCAUACUUCGGCGUCGGCCCAGAUGGAGGUGGCUUGAAUGUCAUGGGCACCGAGCUCCAGCUCCUGCGGGAGUUCUACGAGAGGCAUCCUCGCAGACGAGAGGUGCUUGUGACCGUCGCGGACAUCGGUGAACCUUUCGAGCCCCAGUCAGUCUAUGUGGAUCUGACCGGAGUUUGUCCCACUCAGGUUACCGGGCUGAUAUCGGAAGUCCUGGGUGUGCAUGAGGGAUCGAUUGUGGAUGUCACCUUCGUUUACGAUGACGGCUUUGAGCGCUUGGACCUUGCCGCCAUACAGUCCGACGCCGACUUGCAGACAUUCCUGGCGAGCAACGCCGACGACUGCAAGGUGGAAGGUUCACUUGCAAGGAUGGGUAUUGUGACUUUAUGGAAUGCCACCGAUGAUAGCUACUUGGCACGUGCGGAAGUUCACAGCCUGACUUGUACGACAUCGGCACUCAAGCAUCGUUUGGAGAGUCUGCUCCCAAUUCUUCAACACUCAGACUUCUGCCCCGGUUUCAGCUUCAGCGUGGACGGGGGAGACGCGCAGCCCUUGGAUGACGCAGCGAUGCCACGCAUAUGCCAGCAGGCCCAAGCUGGGGCCGACGUGCUGAUCUGCGGCCGCUACGAGCUCCCGGCGAAGCCGGUGCUCUGCCCGGCUCCGCAGGCGGAUCCUCCGACGGUUCUCCCGGGAGUGCACACGGAUCUCACAGCUGCAGAGCUGUCGGACAAGGUGAAGGGCCUCCUGUGGGGAUGCGCCCUGGGCGAUGCCGUGGGCCUGAGCACGGAGUUCAUGGACAAGGCUGAGGCCGCGAGGAUGUACCCUGGUCAGCUUAGCCCGGCCUCCAGAGUUGAAGACAAGCAUCGGAAGCGAUGGGUCCAGGGCGACUGGACGGAUGACACGGACCAGAUGGUCUUGCUCUUGGAUGCCAUCGUGGCGGGGAACGGCGUCUUGCGCGAGGAGGAUUUGGCCAAAGGCCUCAAGUCCUGGCUGCGCUCGGGCUUUCCAGAGUUGGGGGACACUUCCGGCCUCGGGAUUGGGCAAACGGUGAAAUCUGUGCUGGAGCAUACUGCCUUUGAUGUGGCUCCCAGCGUGGCUGCGGAUGUGGUGUGGCGUGAGAGUGGUUGCACACUUGCCGCGAACGGCGCGAUCAUGAGAUGUGCUGCUGCUGCCCUGGGUUGCUUCUGGGAUGAGAAGGUCGUACGCCACAAUGCCAUCGUCUCCGCCUCAAUCACGCAUGCCGACCCGAGGUGCCUGGCCAGCUGUGCUUGCGUUGCGCUGUUGCUGGCACAACUCCUCGCUGGACACAGCACCUCGACCGCCGAAAAGCGCCGCGAGCUGGCCCUGUCCGUGGCGCUGCAAGCGGCCGAGCACCUGAAGGGAGGCGAUGCAGACUCCAACGCUGCUGUGGCGGGCGCUGUGCUUGGAGCCCGCUUGGGCUACGGAAGUUUGCCGCAGGAUUGGUUGGAGGAGCUCCCUGCCACCCAGGUAGCAUGGUUCAGCGCAAAGAUCGCUUCAUGCCUGGCGAUGUUGGGGUUGAGCUAA
This is a messenger RNA of Symbiodinium natans, 1920 nucleotides long. The record is from the annotation of a GenBank genome assembly. Lineage: Eukaryota; Dinophyceae; Suessiales; Symbiodiniaceae.